Messenger RNA from Gavialis gangeticus (Gharial), 1649 nucleotides. RefSeq names its product TatD DNase domain containing 3 (gene TATDN3). The record is from RefSeq and is a predicted model, not a curated record. The coding region runs from base 83 to 706 and encodes 207 amino acids. NCBI's taxonomy places the organism in Eukaryota, Metazoa, Chordata, Crocodylia, Gavialidae. The transcript has 9 exons. Gene Ontology annotation, molecular function: hydrolase activity, acting on ester bonds.
ACAGUUUUAUUUCCUGUUAUUUCAGGCUAAAGUUUUGGCCCUUGUAGUAGUUGCUGAACAUUCAGGAGAAUUUGAAAAAAUUAUGCAGCUUUCAGAAAGGUUUCCAGGGUUUGUUUUCCCAUGUCUAGGAGUUCAUCCAGUUCAAGGCAUUCUUAGCAGGGAGCAGCCGGAAGACCAUUGCAGUGUUACUUUAAAGGACCUUGAUGCUGCAUUGCCACUUAUAGAACACUAUAAAGAUAGCUUGUUGGCAAUUGGAGAGGUUGGACUAGAUUUCACUCCUAGAUUUGCCAGCACCGACGAACAGAAGGAGGAACAAAGACAAGUCUUGAUCAAGCAGAUUCAAUUAGCGAAAAGACUGGAUUUGCCUUUAAAUGUCCAUUCACGGUCAGCUGGAAGACCAACUAUUAACCUUUUAAAAGAACAAGGUGCUGAAAAGGUGUUGCUCCAUGCAUUUGAUGGAAGGCCAUCUGUGGCGAUGGAAGGAGUGAAGGCUGGAUAUUUCUUUUCCAUUCCUCCUUGCAUUAUAAGGAGUGAACAGAAGCAAAACCUUGUGAAACAGUUGCCUUUAGAAAAUAUGUGCUUAGAAACCGACUCUCCUGCUCUAGGCCCUGAAAAACAGGCUGGAGUUCAAGCCUUUGUUUCCAUGACAGAGCAGAGACAUAAAGAAGGCUACUUGGUAUCCAAAAUCUCCCAAAUACACAAUUAGUCCAAUAAAAGAUAUCACCCAUAAAAAUCUUUGCGUCUUGCAUUGUUCCUGGACCAACCUUCUACCUUUGCUACUGUUGGAAGUCCAUUCUGUGCUUGACCACUAGAGGGCACCAUGUGAUUAAGAGGCUCAUGAUUUCCCCUUAGACACCACAAGGACACCUUUCAUUUUAGAGCAGCUUUUGCAUUUCACGAAUACAACUUUGAUUAGUCUCAGCAGGCAUGUGGGUGCAGAUUGCAGCAGAGAGGAGGACACAUUGGGCUGUUUGUCCUCAGAGGAGGGUAAAUAACAUUCCCAGUGUGGUCCUGGCUGGUGCAGUCCUGCCACUACUAAAGGCAGCCUUAAUCUUUAAUGCAGGAUUCCUUUGGAGCCUUGCUGGUAGAUGCUGACAUGAGGAGGUGCUGAAUCAGCAUACCCUCUUGAUAUCAUGACCAAGUCUCCUCCCUUAGACUGCUCUUUGCAACAGCUGGACCAUGUGGCUGACUCUGACCACCAGCAGAAUGGAAAUGAAAGCGUACAGUGACACUAUGCAAGAGGUUAGGACAGGAGGUGCUGAAAAAAAAGAUUCAUCCAUUGGAAAUUGUAGUGACAGCUUGUAAAAAAAAUUGCCCUCUGCUCUUUAAUGGUUUGAAGUGAUCUCCAGCUAAGUUAUAGGUUUCCUUUGAAAGAUGGCCCCUCAAGCACCACAGUGGUUCUGGAAGAGCCUGUAACUCUCGUUUACUUCUCUGAAAGAUACAAAUGCUUAGCUCUUCUUAGGGUUAGGCUUUCUGUUUCAGUUUGCAAGACUGGCAAAAAUUGCACCCAAUUCAUGGCAGCAGUCCUGACAAGCUUGCUCUUGGGCAGGCUCUUGUAGUGGCUCAGGACUCGCUGUCCCUUAGCAAUUACUGAGUGCCUGAAAGAGCAAAUCUCUUUCUUUUCCUUCUUAAUAAGCCCUGGUAAAAAA